AUGGACGACAGCGAGAGGGAGGGACGGCCCAGCACCGCGUUGCCGCGGACGCCGCGGGACGACGACUCGCCCCCUAGGCACCGCCACCACCGAAGAUCGAAACGAGCGUCGCUGGUGCCGCCGCCGGCCACGACGAGCGUAGUGACGUCGCGUGGGUUCGACGUGAUUGUGCGCGGCGUGCUGGAGGGCGCGGAGUGCCACGAGGCCGAUACGCUGUUUGCCCGCACCUAUUGGGUGCACGGUAGUGACUGGACGCCGCUGACGAGCGUCACGCGGGACGCGCUCGCCACCGGCGAAUCACCGCUCGUGCGUCCGCUAGACCGCGAGACGCAGAGCGAGGUCAUCACGCAGCUCUCGUGCCGCUCAGAGGAUCCAUUUUCACGCUUUACGUGGGCGGCGCCGUUUGAGUGUGCGCUGCACAGCACGAACCCACACGGCUGGCCCCAGCUCGUCGUGACACUGCACACUGUCUCGCGUGUUAUGCCGACUGGCAAGGUGCCGCAUCAGGGCGGCGCCGGCGGCGGGUGGGAGCGGUGCGUGUCGUACAGCCGUUGUUUCAUUCCAAUGCGCAGCGGCACGUACCGCAAGAAGCUGCCGCUGAUGCAGCUGGUGCCUAACACGCGGAAACUGUGGUGGAUUAGCUGGUGGACCGGCGAGCGUCUGGAGCUGCGUGACCCGGCCUUCCUCUGCAGCGGAGAGGACCGUGGCGUGCUGAGUGCUGCGCCGCUUGCCGGACAUGUUGCGUUGUCGCUCUCGGUCGUCGUCAGCGGCCUCGCUGAGUGUGGCAUCGAGAUGUGA
Trypanosoma grayi is the source of this 798-nucleotide messenger RNA. RefSeq names its product B9 protein domain 1. The transcript has a single exon. Gene Ontology annotation, cellular component: MKS complex. Gene Ontology annotation, biological process: cilium assembly. The coding region runs from base 1 to 798 and encodes 265 amino acids. The record is from RefSeq and is a predicted model, not a curated record. NCBI's taxonomy places the organism in Eukaryota, Euglenozoa, Kinetoplastea, Trypanosomatida, Trypanosomatidae.